Micropterus salmoides (largemouth bass) is the source of this 1816-nucleotide messenger RNA. RefSeq names its product protein lifeguard 4-like. The record is from RefSeq and is a predicted model, not a curated record. Bases 286 to 549 code for a protein of 87 amino acids. The transcript is spliced from 4 exons. Lineage: Eukaryota; Metazoa; Chordata; Actinopteri; Centrarchiformes; Centrarchidae. Gene Ontology annotation, biological process: negative regulation of apoptotic process. Gene Ontology annotation, cellular component: membrane.
UGUACAUUUAUUCCUUCCAUUUAUUUCCAUAUUUGCCAUUUUAAUUUUGUGAUGCUAGAUUAGCUGCUCAGUGACUUUACAGUAACUGGUUAUUUGAUAAUGGCUCCUAGCUGAUUAGAGUGUAACUAAUUGUGUGUUGUUUUCAGACUCUGCUGGACAGUUUCUGUGGCCACAGCUUUGACCUUCUAUGAAUACUCCACUGUACUGCAAGCCUUGUUCCUGACCUGUGCCGUGUUUGCUGGACUUACAGCCUACACCUUCCAGUCCAAGAGAGACUUCAGCAAAAUGGGAGCAGGGCUGUUCGCCUGCCUGUGGAUCCUCAUCAUUGCAAGCUUCAUGAGGUUCUUCUUCAACAGUGACAGCACAGAGCUGAUCAUGUCUGGAGCUGGGGCUCUGAUCUUCUGCGGUUUCAUCAUCUACGACACCAACCUGCUGAUGAAGCAGCUCUCCCCCGAGGAGCACAUUUUAGCCUCCAUCAACCUCUACCUGGACAUCGUCAACCUCUUCCUGCACAUCCUGCGUCUCCUUGACUCGAUGAAGAAGCACUGAAGGCUGCAGUACCACUUCAGACUGCUUCACUCGGCUAUUAUCUAUUGUUGUUAACCCUAACAGCCUCACUGGAACCCCUCAGAUAUGACUGUCAUUACCCUGCAUUCAUGCGAGUGUUACCAUCCUGACGUUCACAAACAUGAGAUUUUAGAGGGGACUCUUCAUUCUGUGCUUGGGGAACUCUCUUUACAGGCAGCUGCACUAAGUGCUUCUGUUUACUUUACCCAUACUUUUUGUAGCUGAUUGCACUUUUGUAUUAAAUGAAGUCAAUCUAUAAGUUUUGAUUAUUCUGAAAUGAAAAUGUACUCAUUAUAAUUAGGUGACAGCCAGUCAGUUAAGGGGACAUUACAUGAUUUGAUAUAGGGCACACUAGCAUCCCUACCCGGCCCAAUUGCAGCUCUCCUUGUUUUUGACCCCAGAUAGACACUUUGUGAUGUGAGGCACUAGUGGAUGCUGUAACAAUUGUAGUGUGUGCAUUUUUCUUCCCAACAGUAUCUCUCAGUGGUGAUUCAGAUCUAUCAUUCCACUCAUUUAUUCUGUUAUUUAUUGUUUAUGUUUUCAAUCUUGUCAGAAAUGAGUUUAUUCCACCAGUGCACUGCAGCCCUCUCAUGUGCCACAUCUGUUAAUGAUGUACAAUAGCAAGAAAAAUUAAUUUGCAUGCCUGGGAUUUUUAAUAUCUGUGAUUGUAUAUAUGUUUAUGGUGUAAAUGUAACAGUGACAGUUUUUGGGAUCAAGAACUGAAACCCUGAAACAUGAGGUAAGCCUAAAUAUGUGAUUCGUCUGAUUCAUCUGCAUCAGGAUAUGUUAAAUGAGAUGAAGGCGUUAGCUUCAACUGUUAAUUAACUAAAUGAAUUAUUAAUAAAAAGACCACGUGCAAUGUUUUUCAUUUUUAAACAGUUGUGCGUGAAGUUAUAUGAAACUGCCUCCUGGUUUUGUGCUGGACCAUAGACUGCAUAUAAAGAUGGCUGACGCGUCUCCACUUCCUCCCUCUGUACAAAAACUAAGCCAAAGUAUCCCAGAUGCAAAUUUGCUAAUCCUACUAUGGCGAAGGCGUGACCCAUCCUGCUCAGCCUCUAAUUGGUUUAGCCUGACAAUGUUUCUCACAUAGCUGUCCCCAAGCAAGGUUUUCUUUAUGUCUCACGUACUGGAAGUGGUGGACUUUAAUGCAUAUUUAUUUUUAACUUAAGCAGAAUUGUCGGCAGUUUUGUGUUUACAUGGCUCAUGCUGUUCACUCACUCACUCAAGAAUAAAUUAUUGUUUAUAACCA